GGUGUUUUCUUUAUUUUACUCACUUGCAAAUCAAACUCCAGUGGUGCAGUGUUCCUACUUUCUUUUUUCUAAAAAGUCCUUUAUGGCCUGUGUAGGAUAUUAAUUUGAUAAUAAACUCGUAAACAGUCAAACCUAUCAACAUGCCUGUGGAUACAAAACUGUAUGAUCUCCUUGGUGUGUCACCAACUGCUCACACAAACGAAAUAAAAAAGCAAUACAAGAAGCUUGCUCGUCAAUACCAUCCAGAUAAAGCAGGACCAGAAACUGCAGAAAAGUUCAAAGAAAUAUCUUUUGCACAUGAAGUUUUAUCUGACCCUGAGAAACGUGAAAUGUACGACAGAUUUGGUGAGAAAGGAUUAAUGGAAGGUGGAAUGGGACAUGGAAUGGAAGAUUUACUUGGUCAUAUAUUCGGUCAUGGUGGAGGUAGUAUGUUUGGUGGUUUUGGAGGCGGUCCAUUUGGAAUGGGUGGUCCAUUUGGAAUGGGAGGUGGCAAAAGGAGACCUCAGAAAAGGCGUGGUGAAGAUACUGUUCAUCCGCUAAAAGUGAAAUUAGAAGACUUACACAAUGGACAUGUUUCAAAGUUAAAAUUAAGAAAGAAAGUUAUAUGCUCUGCUUGCAAAGGUGCUGGCGGUAAAGGUAACGCUGUUCAAAAAUGUCAUUCUUGUCAUGGUAAUGGUAUCAAGAUCAGCAUACAACCACUUGGCCCUGGAAUGGUUCAACAAGUCCAGAGAGUUUGUCCAGACUGUGCUGGAGAAGGAGAAAUUAUCGAUGCCAAAAACCGUUGUAAAAAGUGUUUAGGAAAAAAAGUUUGUGAUGAAACGAAAAUACUGGAGGUGCAUGUUGAUAAAGGUAUGAAGAAUGGACAAAAAGUUACUUUUCGUGGUGAGGGAGACCAACAGCCUGGCAUUGAAACCGGAGAUGUGAUUAUAGUUCUGCAGCAACAACCACACGACCGAUUCACACGACAAGGAGAUGACCUGCACAUGGAUUUAACCAUCGGAAUUACAGAGGCGUUGUGUGGUUUUAAAAUACCUAUCCAACACCUGGAUGGAAGGGAACUGCUUGUGACAAAUAGUGCUGGAAAAGUUGUUGAACCAGAUAGCGUGAGAGUAAUUAUUAAUCAAGGAAUGCCCAUGCACAGAAAUCCAUUGGAGAAAGGAAAUUUAUACAUAAAGUUUACGGUUGUUUUUCCCGAGAAAAGUCAUAUUGAAGUUGAAAAACUGAAGGCACUCGAAGCAUUUCUGCCACCUCGUCCCAAACCGAUGGAUUUCGAAGGUGACGAUGUCGAAGAAGUGAUGUUGUUAAAUUUCAACGAGACGUCGUCAGCAGACGACGUUUAUCGCAGUGACAUUUACGAUGACGACAAUGAUGAUGAGAGAGGAGGACAUGGUCACGGUCCUGGAGUGCAAUGUGCAACACAAUAAUUUGUCUGAUUUUAAGGAAAACUCAUCUCUUAUUUUGUAAUAGUGACUGAGCGAGAAAAUGUUUUUACGUCGAAUUAUAAAGUUGUAUUUCAAUUUGUUAAAGAUUCGGAGGAGUCAUAGCUCUCUUUUACGCUA
Messenger RNA from Hydractinia symbiolongicarpus, 1559 nucleotides. RefSeq names its product dnaJ homolog subfamily A member 2-like. The coding region runs from base 141 to 1424 and encodes 427 amino acids. Gene Ontology annotation, cellular component: cytoplasm; cytosol. Gene Ontology annotation, molecular function: Hsp70 protein binding; ATP binding. Lineage: Eukaryota; Metazoa; Cnidaria; Hydrozoa; Anthoathecata; Hydractiniidae. The transcript has 12 exons. Gene Ontology annotation, biological process: response to heat; protein refolding. The record is from RefSeq and is a predicted model, not a curated record.